UCCCGUGUCCCACCUAAUGGACUGCACCUCAAUCUCACUUGUUCCUGUGUCCAGAUUUCUCACAUUCACGAGAUACUAGCAAUAGCGAGCAGAACCAGAGUCGAGGGACACGUGUAACUCAUCGCAUCACAAUCGGGUGAAACCAGAUGUUGAUACGGGUACGACCUCCGGAUUCGAACCGCCUGCUUGACCCCGCAACGGAUUAGAAAACAAGACAACUCCUUUGAAUACGGCCAAUGACCUUCAUACACGCAUCGAGAUUGGCAAUUUGAGGAUACUACCGGAAGAUAGAACUAUAACAAGUUGGUAGUUCCAGCCGCGCGGCUCCCACCGCGUUCUGGUUCACUGAUGAGGGCGAUGCUUUGCCCUAUACUUCGGAUACAUCAUGAAAACCCGGACACGUGCGACCGACUUGCGCCUGCGGGUACGGUGCGCUCAAGACGCUGUAAGAGACGGCCUUCGCCAUUUCGAUGAGUCCCGAGCGGACUUCAUGAAAGCGAUCCGCACGUCGAGGACAGAAAUUCCAGACCACUUAGUGCAACGACUAGAGAUAGAUGAGGACGAUUUGCGACAAAAGAUAGCCGAGCUGCAUGAUUCGUACGAUGACCUGAACACAUUGGACGAACAACUCUGGAAGGAAGACGGUGAUGAAGCUGGAUCUUCAGGCACUGAUUUCCUGCAAAGCUUAUCGGAUACUGGAAAGAUAAUGUACAAAGCUUACGAUGACAACGAGAGCGAACCAGAAAUGCCCAGCCUCCUAAGAGAAUAUUUUGAUGUCAUCGGUGAACUGCGUUUAAUGAAAGAGCGUCUUGAGGACGAACUGCCGUACGAACACGCGGAUCAAAAGCUUCGGAGGCAAAGGCUGAUGGACCAAGAUGAAGUAUUAUCUAUGACUGAAGAAGAUUUCGAGGCCAAGUGCCAUGAAGAGGUUCAAGUUGUUCACGGCGAGAUUAACGCUUUGACAAUCCGUGUUAACAAGCUUCAUGCCGAAGUUAUGGAUGCUGGUUUGGAUCCCGAUCCCACUCGAUAUCGGCGAGAGACUCCAAGCGGAUCAGUUGUAGAAUGGCUUGACUCUGUUGCGGCAACAGUUGAUGUAUCUUCUGACCCACUCGGGCAGACCCAACCGUUGCCACCCACAGACUGGCUGGAUUCUAUCGCGACACCAGCAAUGGAGGUUUCGCCUGAACAAUUCGGGCAAGUACAUCCAUUGCCGGAUGACGCAGUAAUGCCAAUUCCCGAGUUUGAGCUGCCAGAAUGGGAUGGCCAGCCAGCUGAAUCUGAACAUGAGGCCUUCUAUUCAAGCACGCCGCGUGCAGACCUCAAUGAGGGCCUUGAUGGCUCGCUCCCGCCGUCAGGUGAGGAUAUAGCGGGAGCCUCAGUGCGUUCAGCAGCCGAUUCCGACCCAGAUUUGCAGAAAACUAUGCGUAGGGACGAUGUUGGACCGCAAUGGCUUGCACUGCUAGAAUUUGAACCAAUACGCCAGGAGUCUUCAGACGAAAGCACUACUGCCACGAAUACUUCUGACGGAAGCACGGACAACUUUUCGGCCGUUAUAGACGGCGAUCCAUCGGUGCAAUAUGGGCCUUUCUCAUCGGGUUCGAUAGAGGCGACAGUCUAUCAUGGAUUUGAUACGGGACACGGUGCUCAACUGGCAGCAAGAGAGGGAGAGGACAAUGGAGACGAGGCAGGGCAUCAUUGUGACCAUGAGGAGGUGGUUCUAUUCACAAUUAGUGGCAUAGCAAUGCUUCAGCCACAGCAACAAGACUAUUUCGUCAGAGGCGUGGUGUUUGAGACAUCGCUUGCAGAACCACCACACGUCCCGUCCCUUCCACCGAAGGCUAUUGUUUGGGGGUCACGGACUACACUCAUGGUAUUUAAAAGGAACGCCAAGGACUGCGUAGCAUGCCCUAUACUCCCUAAACAACCCGACGGCCCUGACGCAAGGUCGGAUAUGAGUGUGACCUAUGUCCAGGAAGAGUCCCAGCCCCCAGAUAAUAUUGGCCACAAUAUUGAGCAACAUGCGGAUAGAAGUUUACGCAUCAAGACGAAGCUACCUGGAAUGGGCACUGGAAAGCCGUUGCGAAUGACAUUGACUGCAACCGUGCCAAUCCCAUACGAUGCGAAAGUUCGGCACAUUGGGAGUCUGGAGCAGAAGUCCCUAUUCGAUUUAGUGCAGAUCUUGGGCGAGUACGAGCAGAGCAAGUAUUCGUUCCCCUUGCCGUGAAUUCUUGCGUGGACAAGGUUACGAGUCGGAGUGAAGGUCUCUAUUUGCAAGUUACAUACUGUAGUGUCAUUCAACAGACCCAACACCUCAAUUUACACACUGAGAUUGGGAUGAGAAGAAUGUGUAUUCCAUCAUUGAUCGCUAGCUGGAACGAUUGGGACGUGGUGGCUAGAGCCACUUGUCUGGGUGAAGAUUGAAGAUUGAA
Messenger RNA from Cercospora beticola, 2429 nucleotides. RefSeq lists its product as uncharacterized. NCBI's taxonomy places the organism in Eukaryota, Fungi, Ascomycota, Dothideomycetes, Mycosphaerellales, Mycosphaerellaceae. The record is from RefSeq and is a predicted model, not a curated record.